Messenger RNA from Physcomitrium patens, 2805 nucleotides. RefSeq lists its product as uncharacterized. Gene Ontology annotation, cellular component: GPI-anchor transamidase complex. The record is from RefSeq and is a predicted model, not a curated record. NCBI's taxonomy places the organism in Eukaryota, Viridiplantae, Streptophyta, Bryopsida, Funariales, Funariaceae. Gene Ontology annotation, biological process: attachment of GPI anchor to protein.
ACGAAGCAGUCGACCAUUGUCAGGGCUGCGGAACAAACCCAUCUCUCACAAUUGUCGCUGCAAUUCUUCACCUCGAACUGUCGCAAGGCGGGAGCUUCGAUUUUAGGGUUUAAGGUCGAAUGAUGAAGACGACGAGGUGGUUGUUAUCGUCGUCGGUGGAGCCCAGAUUGGAUAAAGCUAGAGCGAUCGCUGGGUUUUGUGGCGAGAUUGAUGAAGAACUGGGAAGCAGCAGAUACGUCGAGUUUUUCUCCCUGAAUAGUGCUGUUUUGAGGAAGCAGUGAGUGAGGUUAUGUGGAGAUAGAUAUAGCUAUGGCGGAGUGGAGAAAUGGGAGGUGGUUUGGACUUCUAUGGUGGGCGUUCGUUGCUGUGGGUGUGUUGCAGGUUGAGAGCGCAUGUGGGGUUGUGAAAUCCGAGGGAUUCGUAGAGAGUUUGAUGUUGCGGCCGUUGCCGGAUGGGAAGACGCUGGGGCAUUUUCGGUUCGUGAAUGACCUUCGGGAAGAGGGUGAGAAUGGUCAUCAUCGUAAGCUGUUUCCGAAGGCGAUCUAUCAGAUUGUUCAAAAGUUUCGCAUCCAGGAGAUGGAUUUGUCUUUCACGCAGGGGAGGUGGAAUCACCGGCUGUGGGGAGGAUUGGAGGGGUUGGAGGCCUUAGGUGUGAAGCCCGGAGGAGUGGAACUUAGGGCGCAGUUCCGUCAAUCCAACGAAGAGGCCGAUGUGCUGUGGCGUAACCUGACCCAUGCGUUGUCUGGUCUGUUCUGUGCUUCGAUUAAUUUCUUGGAGAAUCCCGCGAUGGUGUCAGAGUGGGGAGGGGUGCGCCAGGCCGGCGUUGGCGCUGUGCGACAAGGGUCAUUGCCGAGGGAGACUGUCUGCACGGAGAAUUUGACGCCCUGGCUGAAGCUUUUACCUUGCAGGGAUAGAGCGGGGUUGGCCACUCUCUUGGAGCGGCCACGGAUACACAAUGGCAAUUACUACUCUCUCCGGGUGCACGUCAAGGCAGGCCAUGGCUCCCUCCGAUUGGUACAAACCCUGACUGUCGUGUUGAAGUCGUCAGAAACAAGUCCUGCAUCGAGAGGGAGGAUCCUGGCUCCCGAUGAAGAUUUUCAAUUUCGUCAGCCGAAUUGGUCUCUUUCUACCUUGUUCGGCAGGCCGUUGAUUGGAGCUUGUCCUCUUGCUAUCUCUAGCCAUGUUCACAUGGAGCUUGAAGCCAGUCUCGUGGAAGAGUUAAAAAGAGCAGAGAAUCAGACGCCGAAAAUUUCACAAGAUUCUCAAAACGAGGACCGUAUGCGCAAUACCGACGGGCGAGGAGAUGGUUUGGAUCUGAAUUUCGAUUUGGUUUCAAAUGAGUAUUUCCAGCUUAACCUGGCUCCAGAGGGUGUUUCGAAAGAAUCAUCGCCAACUGCUCCAUCUCUUCUUCUCAGUUACGAUGUGCAGAAGCAUAGCAAAAGUCGCCCACUGAAUGUAGGGAUGUCCUGGAGAGCCCCGAUUGCAUGGUCUCCUCGCCAGGGUCCGUUUCGUGCCACGCAGUUCCUGACAGGCAGAGGGAAUGGAAGAGGGGCGAUCGUCUCUCUGGUGCACGCAAAUGGAGAUUCCUGUCAUGGUUCCAAACGCAACACGCAGUGGUGUCCUGUAAGUGAGCUUGAUGAUGGCACUUCCCCUGCGAUCGAUAUCACCACAUUCCAGAUCGUGCCAUGGUAUUUUCGACUGUACAUGCACACGCUGAAGGUAGUAGUGGAUGGGGAGCGAGUAUCCCUGAAGAAGGGGUUGAAGCUGCGCUUGUCUCCCGCUGAUGACCGCAAAUCCCCAGCUGUCGUAGAAAUCGGUCUCACCGUUCCCAGAAACACCAGCACGCUCGUCAUCAGCGUGGAGUUCGACAAGGGCUACUUACGCAUCGAUGAGCAUCCUCCUGACGCUAACCGCGGCUUCGACCUGCCGUCUGCUCUCUUUACCUUUGCAAGCUCUCCGUCUCCAGAUUUGAUGUCCAAGCGUGGAGCGGUUCCUAAUCAGCUUGAAGUACAGGUCUAUUCUGAUAAUCUUCUUGUGCUGCUUGCAACGCCGGACUUUAGCAUGCCCUACAAUGUCAUCACUUUCACUAUGACCGCUUUGGCUCUCUAUUUUGGCUCUCUGUUGAAUUCCCUGCGCCUGCGCACUGUGAGAGAGGACGGGGUCCUGCAACCAGCAUCGCGAUUUUCCACCAAUUUACGAAAACUGGUAGCUCUCAUCACUAGCAGGAAAAAGCUAAAGACUUUGUGAAUUUCUUCAGCAGCGACCUGAACUCCAUCAUCGUAGGGGAUUCUCCCUGCCACUCGUAUCGCGUGUGGCGCGGUAUUGCGUCAACAUCCGAGAGUGUACCCAGACUUGGUCACGCUUCUGAGGUCCUCGUAGUGGAUAUCACAGAUCGGAUUGAGUUCCUGAACCCUCGAAGAUUGCCAAGAGGCUUGCACAGAAUAUUUUUUUCUCAUUGGGUUAAAUGGCAUGAAACUGAUGGCGUCUCUUGCUGUACCUUACGCUCUGGACAUGACCCCAAGGUCUACCGAAAAUGACGACAUUUGGCAAUGUCAAGUGCUCUUUGUUCGCGACCAGAGGGAGCCAUAGCAGAAUAAAUUGACUGGCAGACGCAGAUAGGGUUUUCUGGUCUCUAAAGAGGGGAUUUCACACGUUUUACCUGUCUUUAUCAUCAAUGGGAGUUGGGUCUGCUGAGAUCUGUGUGGACGGUAGUGCAUAGUCGUGAGAGUUGCAGGACUCGUGAAUUGUAAAAUGAGAAAAUAUUUGAUGCAACGAGAGUUCACAGGCAGUUCCCGUUUUGGUACA